Molecule: messenger RNA, 1546 nt
Organism: Gastrolobium bilobum
Lineage: Eukaryota; Viridiplantae; Streptophyta; Magnoliopsida; Fabales; Fabaceae
Product: dof zinc finger protein DOF5.4-like
Exons: 1
Coding region: 356-1360 (334 amino acids)
Biological process (GO): regulation of DNA-templated transcription
Molecular function (GO): DNA-binding transcription factor activity; DNA binding
Source: RefSeq, a predicted model, not a curated record
GAUAUUUGUCAGUCAGAAAACUCCUCUUCUACUUCUCCUCCUUCACACCCUUUCACAAACAUUGCUAACACACUGACACAUGUUCAGCCAAACACAGUACAACAGGAGAAAUAAAAUAAGAUAGAGAGAAGUAGAUAGAGAGAUUUCUUUCUUGGUCAGCACAGAACAACAACAUUUUCCCCGAAAUUCAGGGGUGAAUUUUCAAACACCAAGUUUCAAGGCGAGGUUUUUUUUUGUUUUUAUUUUAGUUUUUCUUUUGCUAUUUUUAAUAAUUCCUUUCCCAAGGACUUCAAAAUUCUUUGGAGGACUUGUUGUCUUGGCACACUGCCAGGGUUGGCCAAUUCUAUAGGGAGAAAUGCAGGAAUUACAUCCCAUCGGAGGAGGAAGGCUUUUCGUCGGUGGCGGCGGCGGAAGUGACAGGAGGCUGAGGCCCCACCACCACAACAACCUCCAGCAGGCGUUGAAGUGCCCCCGCUGUGACUCCCUCAACACCAAGUUCUGCUACUACAACAACUACAACCUCUCUCAGCCCCGCCAUUUCUGCAAGAACUGCCGAAGGUACUGGACGAAAGGCGGCGUCCUCCGUAACGUCCCCGUCGGCGGCGGUUGCCGGAAAUCAAAGCGCUCCAACAAGCCCAAGAACAACACCAACAACAACUCAUCCUCGUCCUCAGAAAUAGCUUCAGCUACCACACCUAACCCGCAAGCAGGGCCACAGCCACCAGAGCCAGAGCGCAAAUCCAACUCGAACUCCAGCAGCGAAAGCUCCACCCUCACCGCCGCCGCCGCCGCCGCCGCCACAACAGAGGCGAUGUCGGCGCUGACAUCAAACGCUGCAUCGAACAACAACUUGUUAUUGGACAACUUUCGCGAGUCGAAGUUGUUCAACAACCCUGUUUUGGAGUCGGAACAAGGUGGUGGUGGUGGAGAUCACUGUGGCAUUUUCUCUGAUAUAGGUAGCUUCACGAGCCUCAUAGCUUCCCCAAACGAAGCAUUGCCGUUUGGGUUUGGUAAUAACGUCCUUGAUGCGUCGUCGUUUCGGUUCAGCGCUACUCAUCAGCAUGGGAAUGAUCAGCUACAAGCAGCACCAGGUGGUGACCAGUGGCAACAGCAGAAGAUGUUGGGCAUGAGCAUGAGCACUGAUCAUCAUCAUCAGCAUGAGUUCAUGCUCGAUCACACGGUGCCUCUUGAGUUUUCUACUCUGCAAAAUAAAACUGGGCAUGGAGGAUUUGGAUCGUUGGAUUGGCAUGCUGGUACAGAUCAAGGUUUGUUUGAUCUUCCUAACACCGUUGAUCAGGCUUACUGGACUCACACUCACUGGUCUGAUCAAGACAAUCCCACUCUCUUUCAUCUUCCCUGAAAAGCCUCGAUAUAUUUUUUUUCCCCUAUAACUUAAGAAAAGAGCAAAGAAUAUUUGAAAUUUGAAUGAGAACCUGGAGGAUAUCUCACAUAAUUACGAGAUGUAAAUUUUUUUCCUUUUGUUUUUGGGUGGUGAUUGGGUUUGAUCUCAGUGAUGUGCAUGUGCAACUAACUUCCAUGUUAGUUU